GCAGGAGACACACCUACUGCAGAAAACAAGAGGAAGAAGUAGCUGGAGGAGAAAGCGCAGAAGAAGAAGAACCACCAGUAGCAACAAGAGCUCUGAGAGGUGGAAGGAAGUCUGCUGCUGCGAGACGUUCCUCCAAGAGAGCCCGCACACAGCGGCAGGCAGAGGAAGGAGCUCCUGAAGAGACAGAAGCAGAGCAAACUGGAGCUGUGCCGCAGGGAGCUGCAGACCAGAAGGCCGAGGAAGAGGAGGGAGAGGAAGCUGCAGCUCAGAAGACCGAGGAAGAGGAUGGAGAGGAAGCUGCAGACCAGAAGGCCGAGGAAGAGGAAGCUGCAGCUCAGAAGACCGAGGAAGAGGAGGGAGAGGAAGCUGCAGCUCAGAAGACCGAGGAAGAGGAGGGAGAGGAAGCUGCAGCUCAGAAGACCGAGGAAGAGGAGGGAGAGGAAGCUGCAGCUCAGAAGACCGAGGAAGAGGAGGGAGAGGAAGCUGCAGCUCAGGAAGAACUUACAGAGGCAGAGGUUGAGAAGGAAAAGGAAGAACCUGUGGCAGAGCAGGAGAUGGUUGGAGAGGAGGAGUGUGCUUCUGUUGAAGAAACAGCUGCAGACAGACAUCAUGCUGGACAACAAGAUGACGAGGAAGAGGAAGCUGGAGGAGAAAGCGCACAAGAAGAAGAACCAGUUAUAGAAACAAGAGUUCUGAGGAAGGGAAGGAAGUCUGCUGCUGCAGCACCUAGGCGUACAUCCAGAAGAGCCCAGAAACAGAAAGAGGAAGAAGCUCCUGCACCUGAAGAGGAGGCACAGCAGGAAGAGGAGGUAGAGGAAGAGGAGGCACAGCAGGCGAAGGAGGAAGCAGUGGUGCCUGAAGAAGACAGUGAGGAGGCUGAGGAAGAGGAGACAAACACAGCUGAGGAAGAGGAGGAGGAGGAUUCUGCCAGUGGAUCUGCUGAAGAGGCUCUAAGUGAAGAUGGGUCUGUGGAGGAAGAGGAGGGAGCAGAAAGAGUGGAAACACCUCCUUCAUCCUCUCCAAAAUCCAAAAGACAGAAAGACCAAGAGGUAGAGGACUCGCCGCGGAGAUCCGUACGAAAGAGGCCAAGAGUGGACUACAGUGAGAAGGAUGAGGGGGGGGGGCCGGGUGAGACCAACCCAGAGGGGAAGGGUCAGAAGGAGCCAGAGGAGGGGAGGGACAAGAUCCAUCUGGUACUAGAUUCAGAAGACGAGGGAAGUGAAGAGGAGGAGCCUGUAGAGACUGGGAAGAGAGUCCUGAGAGGGAGGUCUGUCCCUUCAGUGGUGAUCACCCCCCCGUCUCAAAGCACACGCCGCAGUGCUGCAGUGGAGAGGGCAGAGGGGCGUGUGACUCGCUCCGCUCAGAAGAGAGGGAGCAGCGAGGAUACACCGAGCAAGCCCAAGAGAAUCAGCAGAAUUUAGGAUUCACACACACACACACGCACACGCACACGCACACGCACACGCACACGCACACGCACACACACUAGAGCGCAGCUACAUAACAGGGUAAAUGCAGACAAAUAAUUACAUGACAUGUCACUUGUUAGACGCUUUUAUCCAAAGCUCCAUACUCAAUACUGUGGACAAUCCCCACAGGAGCAAUUUGGGGUGAAGUGUCUCAGGGACACAACGACAUGCUGACUGCAGUGGGGUUUGAACCUGUGACCCCCUGAUCCCAACACCUACGGACAACCCAUUACGCCACACGCCCCCUAAAAACCCUUUCUCAUACUGUAUUGAAGCGUCUGUAGUGUGCAGGCUGACACACUACAGUACGUUUUCAUCUUGAUUCAAAGCAAUGGUGUUAUAGAGUAGCAGGAAUGAGUGCUAAACGUGGGAAUGAGUUAGCAUUUUAGCAGCUCUGAGUUCCCUCGACUCGAAGACAAUGUUUUUGUGUUCAGUUCUUAGUUAGAGGCCUGAAAUAAGUUCUGUGGUUAUUACAAGCUUACAAGAUAUUCAUGAUUUGUUCUAGGACAUAACGUCAUGAAACACCCCACUGGUGAAAGUCAGUGUUUUACGUGUCUUAGAAACAGCAGAUUUAAAAAGUGACUAAAUGAGACUAGUACACACUGUCACGCUAAAGAUUAGCCGCCUUUAGCUUAGCGGUAGUUUGGUUAUAGCAUUAAGCAAUUUUUCUUCAUUUGUGCUUCAACUAUUAUAAACGUGAUGUAAAUAUGUCGAGAUUAUCCUGCUGAACAAAACGUAUAAGUAUCAUAAACGUGUCUUUGCCACAGAUCUUAUUUUCUGCUAUAUUCCAAAAUCAAAUAGAAAAAUCCCAUGCUUUUUGUCGAGGGAGUUCUUGCGAUGCUAACUUACUCGUCAUCACUGCUCCACCCCAUUACAUUACAUGUCCCUUGUUAGACAACUUACAUACAUUCAGUACUGUGGGCAGUCCCCACAGGAGCAAACUGGGGUGAAGCGUCUUGCUCAGGGACACAACGACAUGCCAACUGCAGUGGGGAUUGAACCAGCGCCCCCCUGAGCAACCCAGUGAGCCACAGCCUCCCUAUUAAUGACCAUCACUUACUGUUACAGUACGGAUUAGCACAUUGGAUUUCUUAUAAAGUUUUUGUAACAGAACAUUCUUACAAGCUGGGGAAAUAAUAUUUUUAUAUUGUAAAAAUGUGAAUCUUUGCAUUGUGCAACAAAUCUCUCAAUUAUUUGUUUUGGUAAUUUUGUACUCGCUUACACCAUGCUUCAAGAAAAGGAAUUGGUCUUUUUAAAACAGAUUUGUACUCUACAAAGGAACCAGCCAUGUUGUACAGGUUGUUUGUACUUUGAUUACAAAAAUAUUACCAAAACAUGUUCUUGUUUUGCAGCUAUCAGCAGAACUCAGGUCUUAAUAUGAGCUUCUUUUUUUAUACAUCUCACCUGUAGAGAUCCAUGUUAUUCACCAUGAGGACAUAUCUGUCCUCACUCAUGUUGUUUUUAAUUAUGUGAUAGUAUUUAGUCAGCAUUAUUCAUUGUGUCCAUUUAAAAUAUGCUUUUGUUGUUUGUAUCAAGAUAAUGUGUUUUCUUUAGCUGAUUUUGUUGUGCUUAUUAGCAGAUAUUAGGUCAUUAACUCCUUAUUUACCUGUGUGGACUAAACUGAUCUGUGAACUUAUUUUUCCAUUAGCUGAAUAAAGAUUUCAAAAGGUA
Molecule: messenger RNA, 3140 nt
Organism: Trematomus bernacchii (emerald rockcod)
Lineage: Eukaryota; Metazoa; Chordata; Actinopteri; Perciformes; Nototheniidae
Product: cilia- and flagella-associated protein 251-like
Exons: 2
Coding region: 555-1421 (288 amino acids)
Source: RefSeq, a predicted model, not a curated record